CGCGGGAAGCGGUUGCCAUAGCGACGGGAAGCGACCUUGCGGGAGGAGGAGGCCGCGCCGCCCGCGGGCGGGGAGGAGGAGGAAGGAUACGUGAAGAAGAAGCUGGAGCAAUCUCUGGAAUGUUAUUUUGGGCAACCAAGGGAAACACGUGCUCUGAAGUGACACUGCACAGUCCUGACUUCACCGAAGAAUUCAUCCUGUAAAUGCACGUUGCUGAGUUGCUGUACCCAUUGGUGCAGACAAGACAUCAGAGGACCCACUAUCUCCCGUAUCUAUGGCAUUUGCACCUCCUAGAAACUUGGAUGGCCUCAAGCUACAGACCAAGAUGAGCACAUGGACUCCGCUGAACAAUCAACUCAUGAAUGACAAGGUAUUUGAAGAAAGAAGAGCUCUACUUGGAAAAUGGUUUGACAAGUGGACAGAUGGUCAGAGGCGGAGGAUCCUGGUGGAUCUGUUGGAACGCUGCUCCUUGUCGCAGAGGAAAUUCUGUGCCAAGCAGCUACAGGAUCGAGUCCCCACCGAGGCUCUAGAUUUUACCACAAGGCUCCCUAGAGUCCUGUCUUUAUACAUCUUUUCCUUCCUGGACCCACAGAGCCUCUGUCGAUGUGCACAGGUGAGCUGGUACUGGAAGUACCUGUCUGAACUGGAUCAGCUCUGGAUGCGGAAAUGCCUGCGUUUUGGCUGGUACAUCAACUUCUCUCCAACUCCCUUUGAGCAAGGAAUCUGGAAGAAACAUUACAUUGAGAUGGUGAAAGAUUUGCAAGUCACGAGACCAAAGACUCCUUCAAAGGAUGAGUUUGUAGUUAUUGAUGUGCAACCAGUAAGAAGCAACAUCCCAGAGGCAAACCUUUUUGUGCCAGGAAGGAGGACAAACAAGGAGAAAAAAGAGCUCCCACCGUGGCGUUCUCCAGACAAGAAUCCUACAGACACCAUCCGAUUCAACUACCUCAACAACUACGACCCCAUCGAGCAGGCGAGGCAGGCGAGAAAGAAAGGAGGAGGGGAGAGCCCAGACCUUAGCUGGCAGGCAGCUGCGAAAAGAAAGACAGCGAGUCGUGGAUCUAAUAAGCUCCAGAAGACAAAAUCACCGGCAAGUAUCACCCGCUCGAAAUUACAGCAACUGGGGCCCGGUGCCAGGUACACACAGGAACGUUUUAGCUCAGAGCUUUUUCCUUAACUGCGCAUCCUGAGGGAGGUUCCCGGGCAGAAGGAGGGCACAAAGCCCCCCAUGUCUGGCUGCUCUGGGGGCAACCCCUCAUUGCAGCCUAGAGACGGUCCCUCUGCCGUCGGUGGGAAAAGGACAUGGACUGUCUGUGUGCAGGCAGCGACCUUGUUAUCCGCUCCUCCCUCACGCCGCUUCCUGCCCACUAUCCCGACAGCCCCUUUCCACACUUUACAAAGCACCGGAUCAAUUCUCCUGUGACGCUUGCGUCUCUUCCCAAAGCUUCAUUUCUGGGCUCGCAACUUUUUGAUCAUUGCAGUUUGAUGUUAGUUUAUUCUCCGUUCGUUGCGCUGAGCCGGGGCAAGCAGCCCCAAGGUCUUAAUACUGAGGAUUCAUUGUGCUCGUGGCGGGUAAAAUAGGGCAUCCUCACAUGAAAGGAGUCUAGGGAAGUCAGGCUUCCAGAAAGCAUCACGGGUCUAAGCUUUUGUAGAUACAGCAAUAAAUAACUGCCAGAAGAAGGACGUGCUCACAAGCGUAUCGGGGGGUUUUGCAGACCUGGAAGCGUGUUUCCUAAGCGAUGAAAGCCAGGGAACUCAUGUGAGUUGAGCUAAAGAUGGUUUACAUAAAAGAGAGGCAUUGUCUCCCGAGAUUGGGAGGCAUUCUCCUGACCCAGAUACAGCCUGUUUGCAAGGAAGUAGAUUCAGCUGGUGUUAAAGAACAGAAAAUAUAAUUAAAGUUCUUCAGCCUGUGUCUUACAAUUUCCAUUCUCCAAUGGCUUCCUCUGCAGCCCUUAGAUCAGAGCGCCCUUACACGGUUUCAUUCCACCACAGCUUCCUGUUUCAAAUUUGAAGCUGUUUUAUUGUCAGUCCAGAAGUGAAAGAAUCUUAGUCCAGGGUAAAAAAACGUUAUGUGUUCUUUGAAGUUACUUAACCUGCCAACCCCGCAUCAGGAAGGCACAAGCAUCUAGUCUGACUCCCACCAUGAAGUCCAAGCCCUCCUGCACGAUGUCAGUGGGAUUUGAUUGCUACAAAUUGCAGCAGUACAGGGUUGAACGGUGCGUAUGUGUUUGUCACCUUCUGUUGGCUGCUCACAGUUUAGAAGGGACAUUAUUAUUCCUGUAGCAAAUAGUCACCAGAAAGCAUUUAGCUGACACAAAAUGCUCAUAGACGGAUGUCUGGGGGAGCACACAGAGUUAGCGGGUACUGAAUUAAUCAUUGAAUCACAGAAUGGUUUGGGUUGGAAGAGACCUUAAAGAUCAGCUAGUUCCAACCCCCGGCCCUGGGCAGGGACACCUCCCACCAGCCCAGGUUGCUCCAAGCCCCGGCCAACCUGGCCUUGAACCCCUCCAGGGAUGGGGCAGCCACAGCUUCUCUGGGCAACCUGGGCCAUGGGCUCACUGCCCUCAUUGUGAAACAUUUUUUCCUUAGAUCUAGUCUAAAUUUCCAUUUUUUUAGUUUAAAACCGCUCCCCCUCGUCCCAUGGCUCCCCUCCCUGCUCCAGAGUCCCUCCCCAGC
Molecule: messenger RNA, 2676 nt
Organism: Chroicocephalus ridibundus (black-headed gull)
Lineage: Eukaryota; Metazoa; Chordata; Aves; Charadriiformes; Laridae
Gene: FBXO16
Product: F-box protein 16
Exons: 8
Coding region: 275-1177 (300 amino acids)
Molecular function (GO): protein binding
Source: RefSeq, a predicted model, not a curated record